AUGGAUAAGGAAUUGGACGGUCGCAGUCAAAGAGUUGCGAUCAACAGUUUGAUGUCAAAGUGGAGACAGGUGAUGAGUGCAAUAUCUUGUGGAAUUCCUAAAGCUCCAUUAAAUGGUGGGAUAUUAACAACAGAUUACUUAGUUGGCACUCGUGUUACUUAUUUUUGCAAUGAUGGAUAUAGACUGUCAGCCAAGGAACUUACUACUGCAGUCUGCCAGCCAGAUGGUACCUGGAGCAAUCACAAUAAAACACCUCGCUGUGUAGUUGUUACAUGUCCAAGCAUCAAUUCUUUUACACUGGAACAUGGAAGAUGGAGAAUAGUAAAUGGUUCACAUUAUGAGUACAAAACAAAAGUAGUUUUCAGCUGUGAUCCAGGGUAUUAUGGUUUGGGACCUGCAUCUAUCGAGUGUCUUGCUAAUGGCACCUGGAGUUGGAGGAAUGAGCGGCCUUACUGCCAAAUUAUUUCUUGUGGAGAACUCCCUACACCUCCAAAUGGAAAUAAGAUUGGAACUCAAAUCACGUACGGAUCUACAGCUAUAUUUACUUGUGACACAGGAUACAUGCUAGUUGGCUCUGCAGUGAGGGAAUGUCUGUCUUCUGGACUCUGGAGUGGAAUUGAGACCAGAUGUUUAGCUGGUCACUGUGGUAUUCCAGACCUUAUAGUCAAUGGUCAAGUAAUUGGAGAAAAUUAUGGAUAUAGAGACACAGUUGUAUACCAGUGCAGUCCUGGUUUUCGGUUGAUUGGUUCUUCUGUACGAAUAUGUCAACAGGAUCACAACUGGUCUGGUCAGCUUCCAUCUUGUGUGCCUGUUAGCUGUGGUCACCCUGGUAGUCCUAUUUAUGGAAGAACAAGUGGAAAUGGUUUCAACUUCAAUGAUGUUGUGACAUUCUCAUGUAAUACUGGGUAUGUUAUGCAAGGACCAACCAAAGCACAGUGUCAGGCUAAUAGGCAGUGGAGCCACCCACCUCCAAUAUGCAAAGUGGUCAAUUGUUCUGAUCCUGGAAUUCCUGCAAACUCUAUAAGAGAAAGUAAAAUCGAACAUGGAAAUUUCACAUAUGGCACAGUGGUAUUUUAUGACUGUAAUCCUGGAUAUUUUUUAUUUGGCUCUUCAGUUUUAAUUUGUCAACCAAAUGGCCACUGGGACAAAACUCUACCUGAAUGCAUUAUGAUUGACUGUGGCCAUCCUGGCAUUCCUCCUAACGCGGUCCUGUCUGGAGAUAAAUAUACGUUUGGGUCUACUGUUCAUUAUACCUGCACAGGUAGACGAUCGCUGUUAGGGCAGUCAUCUCGUACAUGUCAGUUGAAUGGACACUGGAGUGGAUCUCUGCCUCAUUGCUCAGGUGAUACAGCUGGCUCUUGUGGUGAUCCAGGUAUCCCAGGUCAUGGGUCUAGAGAACAAAACAAUUUUAAAAUUAAAAGCACAGUACAUUUCAGCUGUGAUAUUGGAUAUAUCCUCCAUGGCUCAGAAGAAAGGACAUGUAUGGCAAAUGGAAGUUGGACAGGAAGACAACCUGAGUGCAAAGCUGUGCAGUGUGGUAAUCCAGGAACAACUGCUAAUGGAAAAGUAUUCCGUAUUGAUGGAACUACAUUCUCUAAUUCAGUAAUUUAUUCAUGCAUGGAAGGAUACGUACUUUCUGGAUCAUCUGUAAGACAAUGCACUGCCAAUGGAACAUGGUCUGGAUCCUUGCCAAACUGCACAA
This is a messenger RNA of Cariama cristata (Red-legged seriema), 1702 nucleotides long. RefSeq names its product CUB and sushi domain-containing protein 3-like. The record is from RefSeq and is a predicted model, not a curated record. The annotation marks the transcript as partial. The transcript is spliced from 10 exons. Lineage: Eukaryota; Metazoa; Chordata; Aves; Cariamiformes; Cariamidae.